Messenger RNA from Python bivittatus (Burmese python), 5107 nucleotides. The record is from RefSeq and is a predicted model, not a curated record. Lineage: Eukaryota; Metazoa; Chordata; Lepidosauria; Squamata; Pythonidae.
GCUUGGGUGCUUUUGUUGCUUAACUCCGUCUCUUCUCUUUUUUUCAGCUUCCUCCGACCUCCCUGGGAGGAAAGUGUUUCACGUAGGUACUGAUGGACUUGCAGCUGAGGGACCCUCGAAUCUUAAAGUGCAGUAUGUUGCAACUGCUGCUCAGAUACCCAAAUGGUGUCAACUUUGGGAAUUUCAUUGGAGCUUUUUACCAGGUCCAUCGCUAUCAUCCCCAGUUCUCUCGUUAUGGGUAUAGUUCACUCAGACACUUCCUGGAUGACAUGAAGGAAGCUGUGGUUAUAGAAGGCAAUUCAUGUAACCCAGUCAUGAAGCUAGCAAAUGGCUUUAACCUUAAUGGCUGGAUGGAUGAAAAUGAGAAGUAUGGACUGGACAGCUUUGAAAAGGAAGAUCCAGUGCUGAAGGAUGAUGGAAGAGGAGGAGAAGGAGAAGGAGAAGGAGAAGAAGAAGAAGAAGAAACAGCAGCAGCAAUAGCUCUGGCAGAAGUCUUGGCAGCAGUUACCAGUCUCCUAAAGAAACAUGAGUGGGGUUUGCAGAUUAAGAAAAUUCAGAAAUUCUUGCUUGCCACACAUGGAAUUAAUCUGGAGAUGUUCAGUGUCAGCAAAGGCUACAAGGACAUCCUGACAUUUUUGGAAAACCAGAUACCUAACCUAAACAUCAAAUAUCCAGAGAAGGCUCGCAGAUGUGUUGUUCAACUUUCUGAAGACUUAACAGUUGCUUCGGUGCCAAUUUGUGGCAUCCUCCAAAUAUAUCCUAAUGGCUUGAAGGUGAAGAAGCUAAAAGAGGCAGUAAAGAAGAAAUGUGGAUAUGACCUGGAGGUGUUUUGCUCUCAGCUUGGCUAUGAGGACAUGGUUUCCUGCCUGCAGAAGAUUCCUAAACUGAUAAUAAACAAAAGCAAAAAAGCAGAUUGUGUUGUUCGACUUGAGUCAGGUUCCUCCACUCCUGCUUCCUCUCUGGAUGGUGAUUUUUCUGAUAACAGUGCAAGCACUCUCUCCAAGAAGCUGGUGAUGAAGAAGACUGAUCUGACAGCUGCUUUGGUGCCAGUCCUAGAUGUUCUCAGUGGAUAUCCCUGUGGUAUGAAUCUGAGUACCCUGAAGGAAAAGUUGGAAAAGAAGCAUGGAUUUGACUUGGAGGCUUUCAGCCAAAAAGCAGGCUGCAAUGAUGUGAUAACAUGUUUGUUGACUCUGCCAGGACUUCAUUUGUCUUUCUGGAAUGGGGAGCAACCCCACGAGUGUAUCAUUAUGCUUCUUUCAAGUGGCCAUGCUGUUCCUCACUUGCCACAUAGUUCUGAAAUCUUUUUGGAUAAACACCAUUCAUCCAAUGGAUCAAACCUUUCUCAAGAGCUGGUGGAAACAAAGCCAAGUGAUACUUCCUUUAGCUACUCUUCAUCCCAGUUCAACCAUUCUCUCUCUUUUGAGUCAGAACACUCUGCCUGCACAUCAAAAAAUUCAAAUCAAGAUGAAUCAGAAAAAAAGCCUGCACUGAGAGGAGUCAUGGCAUCGCUCACUGCCCUCUUAACCCAGUAUAAGAGUGGCCUAAGAGUUAAGAAAGUGCAAGAAUUCUUGCUGGCGGUAGAAGGAAUUGAUCUUGAGAAGUUCAGCAUUGCCCAAGGCCACAAAGACACAGUGGAAUUUUUGGAGCAACAGAUGCCUAAACUGAAGUUGAAAUACCGACAGGACAGAAUUAAUAGUGUUGUUGAACUUAAAUCAGGAAAAAAGAAAAAGAAGAGGCCUUGUACAGUUAAUCCAGUGAACACACAUGCUCCCAUUCCACUUCUGGAAUCCACAGGAACAGCUGAUCCACUAAACUCUGCACCAGGCUUAGAAGACAUCUCUAAACCUGCUUUGGCUAUCAGUGAUCCCUCUGCAAGUGACUCUCAGCAUCAAAGCCUACCUGCUCCAAUUGCUGUAGUGCACCCUGAAGUAAACAACUUGUUUCACACCAACAAGCCUGUUCCAUCUGCCACCACACCAAAUGUCUCAUUAUUUCAGGAGCCCAACAAUGCUUUAUCAGUCAAAGCCAAGAGAACCUCUCUUUCCCCUUCCAGUGUUCUGCCAGAUCACCCAAACACAUACCAGUUUGUUGCAGAAUCACUCACUGAAGAGAUACCCAGCAAUUCACAUUUAACCACUUUCCAACCUUCUGUUGUCCUGGAUGAACUGAAGCAGCAAGUGGCCCACAUUCUGGCCAUGCAUCCAGAGGGUAUGUCUCUCUUCCAGUUCCGUGCUGCCUACAGUGCUACCUUUGAGAAGCACUUCCCAGUGGGGGACGCUGCUUCUGCCAAGCAACGUCUACUUGAGAUGCCAGACAUUGUUUAUCUGAAGGGCCAUGGUGUUCAGGUGUUGCUGUUGCCUGUAUCCUCUGACAUCUCACCUGUAAAAUCAGGUCAGACUGCCUCUUCCAAAGUGGAGAACGUUACGGUGGUUUCUAGCCUUGCUUUGGUCAAACCUCUACCUCUGACUAAGUCUAAUCUAAAAACCCUUCAAUCCCAUUCCAUUUGGACACCACCUUUGGAAUCCCUUGGAAAGUCAGGAGGGAUGGAUUCCUGCACCCCUAAGGACCUAUCCCUAAGAGCGCCUUCAGCCCCAUGGCAAGAACAAGAGAAGGCCAGAACAAGCUUCACAGACCUUUCAGAUCAGCUUCAUUUGUCAAAAAUACAAGAGGUUCCAGUGUUCCCUGGCCACUCUUUGCCUAAAAGUGAACCUCCAGUAGUCCCACAAUCUUACCCAAAGCCUGCUGUUCCCGAGGCUGUCAUGAUGCCUGUACCUAAGCCCCGUCGUUCCCUCUUGAAAUCUUCUGCAUCUGUCGGAGCACCAGAAAAUAAAGGGAAUAAGCCAUGCCCUGAGCUUCAUCCCCAGGAUGUCCCAAGUUCAGUUAAUACUGUGCAAAAAAACAUGACCAAUCUCAAGCUAACAAAGAUCCACCUCACUCCGCAUUCCUCUGCAGCUUUACCUAUACAUUCUCAAGACGCUGUAUGUGAUGAGAAUUUGCAGCCAGGUAUUCUUAAGUCCAGACCUGCAUCUCUCGCUAAUUCAUGGAUGUCUGACAACACUGUUCCGUCUCCUUCCAGUUUUGUAACAUGGCAGGAGCCAGUAGAUUGUUCUCCUACCCCGUUGUAUCCAGGAAACUCAGUUCUAUCAGUUGACCCAGCACCAGUUCCACCAGUUUCUGUGAAUCUUUCUGGAAUUCACCUUCCAAAGAAUACAUCACAGAGCUCCUAUUGUGCCCAAUCUAUGCUUCCAGUUCAACCACUGUCUCCCAUCCUGAGUACAGAACAAAGGAACUGUAAUCACACUCUUGCCGAAUUGGAUCCCUUUUCUCAAGUACAGAAACAAUCCACCGCCCUGCAGCAUUCCUUGAGCUCAGUUCCUGACUCCUCUACAAAGAGGCAUUCUGUUUCUUCAUUGGCUACAAAUUCAGCAAGCUUCUUUCCUUCCAGAUCCCAACCAGAUCACCAAGUACAACAGCAUACCCAUGCAAAGCUAGAUGAUCUGCAACCCAUUUCUGUUUCUUUAGCAGAUAAGAGCCCCAUCAAAACUUCUUUGGGCACAGUAUCUUCUGCAGCCAUAUAUCAGAAAAAAUCCGCUUAUGUGAAUCCUCUUGAAACCACCUCAACCAGAGAAUCAUUCAGUACCUGUUCUAUCGAUGAAUCUCUGCAGUCUUUGCAUGCUUUAUCUGCAGUCACCAAUAAUUCCAGGGCUUUGUCGUCUGUAUCCUCCUUAAGGACAAAAGCAGUAAGUCCAGCUUCUUCCCCAUUAGAAUCUACCAGCAACUCAUCCGAUCGGUUUGCCUAUGCUUCUGCUAAGAUCACCAGUGAUUCCAGUUCUUUGUCUUCUGAGACUCAUGCUUUCACUCAGCAGAGACAGUAUGCCAGGGCAACUGCUACUGGAGUCUCAAACAGAAAAGCAUCAAGCGCAACUUCUUCACUGCCAGAAUCCACCACCAGUUCAUCCCACCAGUUUGCAUAUGAUUCCACCAGGAUCACCACUCAUUCCAGUGCUCUAUCUUCUGAGGCUUAUGCCUUCGCACAUCAGAGACAGAACGUGCAGGCGAGUGCUCCUGUAAUUGCCUCAAGCACAAAGACAGCCAGCUCCAUUUCUUCUCUAGACUCUACCACCGACCUAUCUGCCCAGUAUGCCUGUGCUUCUGCUAAGACCACCAGUAGUUCCAAUGUUUUGUCUUCUGAGGCAUAUGCUUUCACACAUCAGAGACAAUAUAGCAGCGCAACUGCUUCAGCAGUCUCUUCAAGGACAAGAUCAAGAAGCAGAACACCUUCCCCUUUAAAAUAUACCUCCUAUCGUUCAUCCAGUACUGGUUUCAAUACUAGUUUAACCCAUGCUCCUCCUAGUCAGAAUAACUUCAUAUCCUCACUUUCUGAACAAGGGGACAGUUCUUCUGCCUCUCUGCAGGAAAAGGAAAUGCCUUACUACUCUGUUCCCCAGAAUAGUCCUUCCAAAAGCUAUGAUAAAUGUUUCAUCCUGUAAUAGCUAGCCUUAAAGUGGUCCAUAUGAAAACAUCUCCACGUGGAGACUUUUUUCAAGGAAAGGGAUGAAGAAUGACCUCUUGAAUGUGCUGAACGAGUGCAUUCAGAGUCUACCCUUGUGCUGAGCCAACCAGUGACCACUGUUAAGUGUCAAAUUCAGAGAAUUCUGUAUGGUGCUUAUAUAUUGCAGUCCAAAAAAGAAUUGCAGUGAUGGUCCCUGAACCAUUUUAUGUUGCAGUUUUUCCUAAGACUGCUGCCAAUUCUGAAGGAUAAAAUAGGCAUGGAGAAAGAGCAUGUGAAGAGACAGAGAAUUUAAAUCUGAAGUUGACUAAGGUAGACUUGGUUGACUAGUGGGAUCAGUAUGCAUAUACUGUGCUGAAAUAACAGGGUAGCGUGUUAAGAGUAUCGUAAUUAAACCACUUUUCACCCAUAAAAAGAGCUGUCCCUACACACAGUGAAAUAGCUACCUCAAAUGGCACAUAAUACGGAGCUGCAGUUCAGUAAUAGAGGAAAGAACGAUGGCUGCUAUUACAGCCAUUUUAGUGCCCUCUAGCUUAUUUGCUGGCUUUUGGUGUGAUAGAGAACCAUUCAACCAAUGUCAGCUGAUUCAUUUUCUGC